AUGUCUGCUUCUGCCUUCUUUAUGCAGAUGUGCAGAGCAGAACAUCAGGAAAACCCAGAGGUGCUGGUCAAUUUCACAGAAAUUUCCAAGAAGUGGGCUGAGAGGCGGAAGACAAUAAUUCUGCCCCAAGGACAAAUCCACCACCCCGGCAUCUCUAUCGGAGAUGUGGCAAAAAAGCUGAGUGCGAUGGGGAAUAACUUGAGUGACAGUGCAAGGCAGGCUGACAUCACUAAGGCAGAGAACCGAAGAAUCAUAAGAAGAGUGUUGCUGACUCUCAGUCUAAAAGAAGUUCUCACAGCUCCUCAGUGUGUCCUCACAGCCACCCUCAAAAUCCCUUGGAUGGGGUCACCCAAGAAGACACGUGGCCACAGCAAAGGAGGCAGCAAAGCCCAGCCCUGCCAUGGAUGUGCAGUUCCCGGUGCCCAUCCCACGCAAGCCGUGAAGAGGCCCCAGCAGGCCGAGCUGGUGGACGACGAUGCCAUGUCACAGAUCCGCAAAGGCCAUGAUACCAUGUGUGUGGUGCUCACCAGCCGCCACAAGAACCUGGACACUGUGCGGGCUGUGUGGACCACGAGCGACAUCAAGACGUCAGUGGACUCUGCUGUGGCCAUCAACGACCUGUCAGUGGUAGUGGACCUCCUGAACAUCGUCAACCAGAAAGCCUCCCUAUGGAAGCUGGACCUGUGCACCACGGUCCUGCCACAGAUCGAGAAGCUUCUGCAGAGCAAGUAUGAGAGCUACGUCCAGACGGGCUGCACCUCCCUGAAGCUGAUCCUGCAGCGGUUUCUGCCCCUCAUCACGGACAGGCUGGCGGCCCCGCCCUCCGUGGGUGUGGAUAUCAGCAGGGAGGAGAGGCUGCACAAGUGCCGGCUCUGCCACAAGCAGCUCAAGAGCAUCAGCGGCCUGGUCAAGAGCAAGUCGGGCCUGAGUGGCCACCACGGCAGCACCUUCCGCGAGCUGCACCUGCUCAUGGCCAGUCUGGACUGAGGAGUGGUGGGCGGGGCGCCCGGCAGCCCACAGGGCCUGGCCUCAGCCCCCACUCCUGUUCCUUCUGCGCCCACCGGCCCGUGAGCCCCUGCCUGGCCCCUGCUGCUGCCCUGUGGCCGUCCUGGAGGUGGUGACGCUGGUCCCUGGCCACCUCUACAGCCCCAAACUCUGAGACAACUCUCUCCAGCAGCAGCUGCCCAGCUUGGCCCAACUGUUGCUUCUUGGGGCAGUGAACUGAGCUCUGGGGCUGCUGCUGUAAUUUAUAAGGCAAAUUUUAUUAAAUUUGUAGCUAUUCCCAG
Cebus imitator (Panamanian white-faced capuchin) is the source of this 1286-nucleotide messenger RNA. Its product is annotated as katanin p80 WD40 repeat-containing subunit B1-like. The transcript is spliced from 8 exons. The coding region runs from base 1 to 987 and encodes 328 amino acids. Gene Ontology annotation, cellular component: katanin complex. Gene Ontology annotation, molecular function: microtubule binding. NCBI's taxonomy places the organism in Eukaryota, Metazoa, Chordata, Mammalia, Primates, Cebidae. Gene Ontology annotation, biological process: microtubule depolymerization. The record is from RefSeq and is a predicted model, not a curated record.